Messenger RNA from Lepisosteus oculatus (spotted gar), 1653 nucleotides. RefSeq names its product coiled-coil domain-containing protein 63-like. The record is from RefSeq and is a predicted model, not a curated record. NCBI's taxonomy places the organism in Eukaryota, Metazoa, Chordata, Actinopteri, Semionotiformes, Lepisosteidae. Gene Ontology annotation, cellular component: axoneme. Gene Ontology annotation, biological process: outer dynein arm assembly; cilium movement.
AUGUCUAACAAAGAAAGUGAUUAUUCUAAAACAAAACCAGAAUCGUCUAAGAAACCUACAGCUGGCACUCGAUCCACCAGUAACAAUAAUGACAGUGACAAUGAAGGUGAGAAUGAAUUAAUCACUCUACAACGCCACUAUCACAAACUUGAAGUCCAGAAAAAAGCAGAAGAGAAGGAAUUUUGUUACACAAUCCGAAAGCAGAGAGAAUUACUUCAAAAGUUAAAUAAAGAAAGAGAAGAAAUUUUGAUCAAUCUCGUGGGAAGUCACGGCCAAAUUAAAGUGUCCAAAGAACACAAGGUGGCAAUUGCAAUAAAAUCAUUGCUUGAGAAAAGUGAAGAUGUUGAUGACAAAAUUAAGAACGAAAAUGAAAAACUGCGGGACCUUGACAUAGAGAUAAAUGAAGUACAAAAAAAACUCCAGAAAGAUCGAACAGGCUUUGCCCUGAAAGAAGAUUCCAGCAGGAAAAUACAAAGGCUAACAAACCAGUUAGCACAGGCAAACAAAAGAUUCUGCUCUGUAUUAUCCAGCAAUUCGAAGUUACGUCAAGAAAUACAGACCAUGCAAGGAGAAAAAGAGAAUUUUCAGAAGUUGUAUGAUAAACUUCUUCAUGAACUACAGGAAACCCGAAAAAAGGCAGAUGUCAUCCUUGAAAAGGGAAAUGAAUUCCAUCACACAAGAGAAGAGGUCCAGGCGAAAAUCAUACGGAUUUAUGACCAGCAGGAAAAGGAUACUGAACUGUAUAAUGCAGAAAUGAGGGAGAUCCAGAGAGAGCUGAACCAUGUUCACAAAGUUGAAGCAUUCCUGCAGGAAAAGACAAAAGAAAGAAGACAUGACCAGGAGUUUCUUAAAGCCAUGGAAAAAAGAGAGGCCAAGGAGAGAGAGCAGACAAUUGAGCUCAAGGUCACCCUGAAUAAAUAUGAAGAAGCUAUUGAGAAAAUCAAUGAAAUAAUUGAAAAGACAACAAAGAAGAAAAAUAUAAAUCAACAGAGAAGGAGCAAAGCAGACAAACACACCGCUGAAGGGAAAGCAGAUGAUGAAAGAAAGCAUCUCUGGGAAUUGGUUAACAGAAGGAAAUCUAUUAUACUGAGUCCACGGUUUAAAGAGGCACUGGGAGACAGUGACACUGAGAGAAGGAGCAGAAGGGGCACUGAAUAUAGGCGGAGGUCUACUUUGCUCCUGGGAGUGUUGCAGGAGGAACAAAUCAGACUGAAAGAGCUGAUGAGCAAACCAUUGGAGCAGCAAGAAAAAAUAGAUGAAAAAGAUUUUCCAGAUUUUGAUGCUGAACUGUUCUUUAAUAUUUACAUGGAAAGGGAAGACCUCAAUUUUGCACUAUUUAACUAUGUCACUGAACAGACAAGUGAAAUAGAGGACAUUCGGGAGCAAAUUGAACAGCUCAAACUGAAUAUUGAGUUACAGAGAGACAGAGAUUGUGCUGUAAGCCAAGAGCGUAUGAACAUUAUGAAAGUACUUGAAAUGACCCUGAAAGAUGCUGUGGAGGCUUCAAGCAAAUUUAAAACAGAUGUGGGGAAAUAUAAGAAGAUUUUAGGUCAUAUAAGAAAAGGUGUACUGGAACUGGCAACAAAGAUUGGGGUUAAUACAGCAACCUUUGCCAAUUCUCUGGGAUGGAGGGGUGACAGAUGCUAUCAAUAG